CUUUUUUCCUCCUCCUCUUCACAUGUUCCUUAUCUCUCUCACAAUCUCACUCCAUCCUCCAUACCCCCAUCAAAAUUUCCUCUUUUCACUCCCCAACUCCGUCUCUCUUCUCGUCUAAUGGCUUCCACUAACUCUCUCCACUCCAUCCGCCACCGUCACCACCACCACCAUAAUCUUCCCCACCGCCACCAUUCCUCUUCCAUUCUCUCUUCCCCGCUCUUCCCCAAAACCAUCACCUUCAACUCCUCUGCCUCUCUCUCCUCUUCUUCCACCACCACCACUAUCGCCUUCUCUCUCUCCCCCGUCACCUCUUCCUCCACUUCCACCACUCAACCCCUCUCCUUCGACCAACUCCGUCUCCACCUCGCAGCCGGUGACUUCCGCCAAGCCGACGAAGAGACUCGCCGCCUCCUCAUCGUUCUCGCCGGCGACGCUGCUCAGAAGCGCGGCUACAUCUUCUUCUCUGAGGUCCAAUUUAUCUCUGAAACUGAACUCAAAACCAUAGAUGCACUCUGGAGGCAAUACAGCGAUAACAAGUUCGGGUACAGCGUGCAGAAGAGGAUAUUUGAGAAAACAGAGAGGGACUUCACCAAGUUUUUCCUCAAGGUUGGUUGGAUGAAGAAGCUCAACACGGAGGUGGAACAAUACAAUUACAGGUCUUUUCCCACUGAGUUCAUUUGGGAACUCAAUGAUGACACCCCUGAGGGUCACUUGCCUCUCACCAAUGCCUUGAGAGGGAUACAGUUGCUUGGCAGCAUUCUCGGCCAUCCAGCCUUCAGUGCUGCAGAGGAGGAAGAUGACGUUGAGGACACAGCAAGCGAUAAAGGGUCACCCAGUGGAGUCAAGGAUAAGGAGGCUGUGUCGAAGCCAUUCACUAAGAGAAUCUUCAAACCAGAUUAUAGCUUCUGAUUAGUUAUGAGGAGAGCUAUACCGGUCACCAUACACCCGCUAAGUACACACAAAUUAAAUUAAUAGAACUUGGGUAUCCAUAUCAAUUAAUUUAUUAAUGAAAGCUGUUGCUAGAUUGUAUUGUACCUUUUCUGUUUUUUCCCCCUCUUCUGUCUUCAUUAUUCAAAAAUGCCUAUCUUCCUCCAUUAUCGAAAGGCAUCAAUGGCGAAGAGAGGCAUCGAUAUCUUUUUUUCUCCUUUUAUAGAGGAGUCUAGUGGUGAAAGUGGAAACACAAGGCGCGAAUCUAUAAUGAGACAGGGUAUUAUUCAAUGUGCAAAUGAACGUACAAAGGCGAAGCCUGCCUUCUUGUUUUUAUUACAGUUGCGAUUAUAACGGAUGCUAACUGUGUUGCUCUUGAA
Neltuma alba is the source of this 1307-nucleotide messenger RNA. Its product is annotated as tetrapyrrole-binding protein, chloroplastic. Gene Ontology annotation, molecular function: tetrapyrrole binding. The record is from RefSeq and is a predicted model, not a curated record. Gene Ontology annotation, cellular component: chloroplast. Lineage: Eukaryota; Viridiplantae; Streptophyta; Magnoliopsida; Fabales; Fabaceae. Gene Ontology annotation, biological process: chloroplast-nucleus signaling pathway. The transcript has a single exon. The coding region runs from base 118 to 909 and encodes 263 amino acids.